Molecule: messenger RNA, 2154 nt
Organism: Vombatus ursinus (common wombat)
Lineage: Eukaryota; Metazoa; Chordata; Mammalia; Diprotodontia; Vombatidae
Gene: BAG2
Product: BCL2 associated athanogene 2
Exons: 4
Coding region: 43-702 (219 amino acids)
Biological process (GO): protein stabilization
Molecular function (GO): adenyl-nucleotide exchange factor activity; protein-folding chaperone binding
Source: RefSeq, a predicted model, not a curated record
GAAGCGCAGCAGUCAGUCACCUCUGCUGCCGGGGCUGGGGAUAUGGAGCCACCGCUGCCGAGUUGCCCCAUGGCCCAGGCGAAGAUCAACGCUAAAACCCACGAGGGACGCUUCUGCCGCUCCUCCUCCAUGGCCGACCGCUCUAGCCGCCUGCUCGAGAGCCUGGACCAGCUGGAGCUCAGGGUUGAAGCUUUGAGAGAAGCAGCAUCUGCUGUAGAACAAGAAAAAGAAAUUCUCCUAGAGAUGAUCCAUUCUAUACAAAACAGUCAAGAAAUGAGACAGAUCAGUGAUGGAGAAAGAGAAGAAUUAAGUCUAACAGCAAAUCGUUUGAUGGGAAGAACCCUCACUGUUGAAGUUUCCGUAGAAACAAUUAGAAAUCCCCAGCAACAAGAAUCACUUAGGCAUGCCACAAUGAUUAUUGAUGAGGUGGUCAGUAAGUUUCUCGAUGAUUUGGAAAAUGCCAAGAGUCAUUUAAUGUCACUGUAUGGGGCUUGUUCAUCUGAGGUACCACCUGGACCAAUUGAUCAGAAAUUUCAAUCCAUAGUAAUUGGAUGUGCUCUUGAAGACCAGAAGAAAAUUAAAAGGAGAUUGGAGACUUUGCUUAGAAAUAUUGAAAACUCUGAUAAAGCUAUCAAGUUGCUGGAGCAUUCAAAAGGAGCUGGUUCAAAAGCUUUGAAGCAAACUAGCUUAAAACAAGUUUAAAUAGCUUGGGCAACUUAAAGGCGCAAAUGAGUUUCCAUGUAAAGAUAAGAAAGUACUAUUUUAAGUGAUAGAUACAUGUAUUCCCUCGUAAAUGUUGGGCUGACCCAUUCAUUCUGUUUCAGCUGAUAAAAAUAUUUCAAUGUCAUUGCUCUCACCAUGGAGACAUUUAUAACUAGAAAAUAUUAACGAUAGCUCUAUUUUUUAAGUGAAUGUUUGUCUUAUUAUCUGGUUCACCAUUACUUUUGACUAUAUUUUGGGUAAAAACACUCAACUCUGUGAAAACAAAAAGUGUAUAGAUGGUAGCAGUAUUCACCAGUACUGUUUCCUCCCUUGUACUAUUUAUCGUGCAGUACAGGUCAACUUGGCAAAUACAUCAACAGAAAUUUUUUCAUCUAAAAUUUGUCAUAUAGGUUAGACUGUAUGCAACAGCUGGCUGAUAUACUUCUGACUCCUCUUGCUAGAACACAGACCAGUCCUAGGUCCUGUCUAGUGUACCACAGCAUGGAAGCAAAUUCAUUCAUUCAACACUUAUUUAAUACCUAUUAAGUUGGCCAUGAGACCCGAAGUCAAUCAACACUGAGUGCCUUAAGAGAAAUCCAAGAUAUGGUCUUUGCCCUUAAGGAGCUUCUACCAGCAUACCUGGCCACAGAAAAGUGACUAAUUCAUUUUACAAAUAUUUGUGGAGCAUCUUCUAAGCUUAAGAUAUUAUGGUACAUACUAUUAUGCAGACAAAAAUGAGUAAUGCAUGAUCCCUGCUCUUGAGAAUCUUUAUUUUAAAGGUUGACUUAUGCCUGGGCAUAUAUGGUUCUCUCUAAUCUGCUAUGUUGGGUUCUGAGCUUUCAUUCUAAAGAUAUGUUCCAGAAACUUCCAAAGAAUGAAAUUUCCUAAACUAGCAUCAUGUGUUAGGGGGGAAAAAAACACCAAUGUGAUUUUAUUCUAAUUUAUAUGAAUUAUCUUCAGUGCAGAAUCGUAGCCAAAUACAAAGUGCUAACGCUAGUUUGGCAUCUUCCCAAUGUUCAGCAAACCCUUAGCUUUUAACCUCCCUAUCCCUAAAUCCAGCAAGUGUGCUCAAUUUUAUUUGGUUGGGAGUUAAAUCUAAUGGAUAUACAACAUUCUGAAGAUAAAUAUGAUUUGGGUUGUGUAGUUUGUGGUUGUUAUCCACACUUAAUCACUGGUAUAGAUAAUGGAAUUGAUUAUACUUUGUUUCCUUUGUUCUUCUCUUAAAACCCAGCUCUGGUGAUAUGUUCUCCAUGAAAUCUUCCCUGAUAGCCCAAGCUAGAAGUGGUUCCAUUCACCUAGAAUUUCUUAUGCUUGUUUGACCUUUCCUAUGUACUUAUCAUAUUCUAACUUUAUUACACGUUUUGGCAUACAUUUUUAUACUCUUACUAGAUUGUAAGCUCCUUGAGGGAAGAGACUUACUUUUUUUCCUUUAAUCUUUGUGUCCUUAGCAUC